CUGGGAAGACAGGCCGAAGCCUCGCUGCACAAGACAAAGACCAGCUAGCUGCUCCGAUCCAUUGCUGUGGCCAACGAGAUAGGAAGGAAUUCAAGAACGAAGCAGGAUGUUUAGAGCUAGAGGCCUGCAACGCCUUCUCAAACCAGCUUCGUCGGGCUUCCUCGUCAAUGGCGGCUUCUUCUCCUCCUUGGCCGCCGACUCUCAGAGGUUAGCUGGAAAGGUAGCGGUGAUCACCGGCGGCGCGAGCGGGAUCGGGAAGGCGACGGCAGCUGAGUUUGUCAGGAACGGGGCGAGGGUCAUCAUCGCCGACGUCCAGGACGACCUCGGACACGCCGUAGCUACCGAGCUGGGCGCCGACGCCGUGCGAUACACCCGCUGCGACGUCACGGACGAGGCGCAGGUCGCCGCGGCCGUCGACCUCGCCGUCCAGCUCCACGGCCGCCUCGACGUGAUGUACAACAACGCGGGCAUCGGCGGCGACAUGGCGGCGUCCUCGCUGGGCGCCAUCGACCUGGCCGACUUCGACCGCGUCAUGGCCGUCAACGCCCGGGGCGUGCUGGCCGGCGUGAAGCACGCCGCGCGCGUCAUGGUGCCGCGCCGCACCGGCAGCAUCAUCUGCACCGCCAGCACCACCGCUGUGCUGGGCGACAUGGCCCCUACGCCCUACUGCGUCUCCAAGGUGGCGGUCGUUGGAAUCGUGCGCGCCGUGGCCGGACAGAUGGCGCGCUCCGGGGUGCGCGUCAACGCCAUCUCCCCGCACGCUAUCCCGACGCCGCUGGCGAUGGCUACUAUGGCGCAGUGGUUCCCCGAUAGGAGCGUCGAGGAGCAUCGGCGGAUCCUCGAGAGGGACAUGAACGAGAUGGCCGGGCCUGUGCUGGAGGCGGAGGACAUUGCCAGGGCGGCGGUUUACCUGGCGUCCGACGAGGCCAAGUACGUGAACGGACAGAAUCUGGUCGUCGACGGCGGGUACACGGUGAGCAAAGCGCUGAACAUGCCAGCCCCUGCAGCACGCUGAGGGGUCUCUCGUUCUGAACCCCACUAAGCCCUUGUUCGGUUUCUUGGAAGGAUUUCUCAGCCGGAGUGGUUCCUAGGAAUGGUUUGCUAAUUUGUAUAAUCUUGAUCAAGGCUGAAUGGUUUCGAGGUGUGGAAUAAAUAGCUCAUUUCAGGCUAGCCGAGCAAGGCCUAAAUA
Molecule: messenger RNA, 1189 nt
Organism: Sorghum bicolor (sorghum)
Lineage: Eukaryota; Viridiplantae; Streptophyta; Magnoliopsida; Poales; Poaceae
Product: momilactone A synthase
Exons: 2
Coding region: 107-1015 (302 amino acids)
Source: RefSeq, a predicted model, not a curated record